AUGCGUUCUCCAUCUUGCAGCUUCCCUUUCAUUUUUGAUGGUAAAUCCUACUCAUCAUGCACGAAGGAUGGGGCUAUUGAUGAACAGUUGUGGUGUGGCACAACUCCUAACUAUGACAAGGAUGGCCAAUGGAAGCGCUGUUCUCUCCAAGAGUACGGUGGCAACUCUGGAGGCAAGCCCUGCAUUUUCCCCUUCAUCUACAAGAAUCGGACAUUCUACACCUGCACUGAUGAGGAGAAAGGUGUAUUCUGGUGUGCCACCACGAGAAACUAUGACAAGGACCUUGAAUGGAGCUUCUGUGCUGACAUCAGACUAGAUGCCAGUCCCAAGGGCCCGUGUGUCUUUCCUUUCACCUACAACAGUACAUCCUACUCGGCAUGCACAACAGAUGGGAUUUCUAACAAAAAGCCCUGGUGCUCCCUUACCAACAACUAUGACAUUGACUUGAAGUGGACUUACUGUGAGCCCUCAGGGCCAGCUCCAGCUUCAGAAAACCCAUUAUGUGUCUUCCCCUUUAUCUACAAGGGCAAGUCCUACAGCACAUGCACUAGUGAAGGCAUGAGUGAUGGGAAACUGUGGUGUGCAAACACCAGUAAUUAUGACGUUGAUAAGAAAUGGGUGUACUGUACUGUCACAGAGCCACCAGGGAAGCAAAUGGGCAGAAAGGUUCUAAUCUGUGCCACACAGCCUGCAGCAGACUCAAAUGCCCUGGAUAGUCAUGACAACUAUCAAAUUCUGACCUGCACAUGA
Messenger RNA from Podarcis raffonei (Aeolian wall lizard), 750 nucleotides. RefSeq names its product matrix metalloproteinase-9-like. The transcript has 6 exons. Gene Ontology annotation, molecular function: heparin binding. Gene Ontology annotation, cellular component: cell surface. The record is from RefSeq and is a predicted model, not a curated record. Lineage: Eukaryota; Metazoa; Chordata; Lepidosauria; Squamata; Lacertidae. Bases 1 to 750 code for a protein of 249 amino acids.